AUGUCUGAUAUAACAAGUUUCAAGCAACUAGGUCUUUCUAAAUGGCUUUUGGACUCGUUGAGGGCUAUGAAGAUUACACAACCAACAACGAUUCAAUCGCAUUGUAUUCCAGAAAUUUUGAAGGGAAGAGAUUGUAUUGGCGGAGCAAAAACAGGUUCUGGUAAAACUAUUACGUUUGCUGCACCAAUGUUAGCCAGGUGGUCUGAAGAUCCUUGUGGUAUGUUUGGCGUCGUUCUGACUCCUACUAGAGAAUUAGCGAUGCAAAUAGCUGAGCAAUUUACCGCAUUAGGUAGUAGUAUGAACAUUAGAGUCGCGUUAAUUGUAGGUGGUGAGAGUAUUGUGAACCAAGCUAUCGAGCUUCAGAGAAAACCGCAUUUUAUUAUCGCAACACCAGGGAGACUAGCACAUCAUAUUCUAAAUAGUGGUGAGGACACUGUAGGUGGUUUAAAGAGGGCUAAGUAUUUAGUUCUCGAUGAAGCUGAUUUUUUGUUGAACGACACAUUUGCAAAGGAUUUGAGUACAUGCAUUGGUGCCUUACCAGAUAAAAAUGCCAGACAAACUUUACUAUUUACCGCUACCAUUACAGAUCAGGUUAGAGCGUUACAAAACGCGCCAGCCAAGGGCGGUAAGUUACCGAUUUUUGCAUAUCAAGUUGAAAGUGUCGAUAAGGUUGCUAUUCCUUCUACUUUAAAGGUGGAGUAUAUUUUGAUUCCCGAGCAUGUCAAAGAAGCGUAUCUAUAUCAACUUUUAACCUGCGAGAAUUACAUUAAUUCCAAUGUCAUCAUAUUUGUAAAUAGAACUGCUACUGCAGAAGUAUUGCGAAAAACUUUGAAGCAUCUUGAUUUAAGAGUCGCAUCACUGCAUUCUCAAAUGUCACAACAAGAACGAACCAACUCUUUACAUAGAUUUCGUGCUAAUGCAGCUAGAAUUUUGAUUGCUACUGAUGUAGCAUCUAGAGGUUUAGAUAUUCCUACUGUAGAAUUAGUAGUGAACUAUGACAUUCCCAGCGAUCCUGAUACUUAUAUUCAUAGAUCAGGUCGUACUGCUCGUGCUGGUAAAAGUGGUGAUGCGAUUUCCUUCAUUACUCCAAGAGAUGUGUCUAGAAUCGCGGCUAUUGAAGAGCGUAUAAACAAGAAAAUGACUGAAUGUGACAAAGUUCAUGAUACUGCUGUCAUUAGAAAAGCAUUGGUAAAGGUUACGAAAGCCAAGAGAGAAUCACUGAUGGAAAUGGAAAAAGAAAACUUUGGUGAAAGGAGAAAAAUUCAAAGAAGGAAAAAUAUGAUGAACGAUAAAAGUUUAAGAUCAUAA
This is a messenger RNA of Kazachstania africana CBS 2517, 1308 nucleotides long. RefSeq names its product ATP-dependent RNA helicase DBP8 (gene DBP8). The record is from RefSeq and is a predicted model, not a curated record. NCBI's taxonomy places the organism in Eukaryota, Fungi, Ascomycota, Saccharomycetes, Saccharomycetales, Saccharomycetaceae. Bases 1 to 1308 code for a protein of 435 amino acids. The transcript has a single exon. Gene Ontology annotation, molecular function: ATP binding; RNA helicase activity; nucleic acid binding.